Messenger RNA from Oxyura jamaicensis (ruddy duck), 2293 nucleotides. It is a transcript of the gene HNRNPH1, whose product is annotated as heterogeneous nuclear ribonucleoprotein H1. Lineage: Eukaryota; Metazoa; Chordata; Aves; Anseriformes; Anatidae. Bases 171 to 1631 code for a protein of 486 amino acids. The transcript is spliced from 14 exons. Gene Ontology annotation, molecular function: RNA binding. Gene Ontology annotation, biological process: regulation of RNA splicing. The record is from RefSeq and is a predicted model, not a curated record. Gene Ontology annotation, cellular component: nucleoplasm; ribonucleoprotein complex.
UCUCCUACAAACACACCAGGCUUCAGUGACCGAAGCGAGCAGAUUGUUUCACGCGGGGUAGCGUCAGCAUUUGAAGCUGGCUCGCCCGCUUGCUGCCGCCUGACCGGGACUAGGCGCUCUCCGGACAGCGGAUCAGGCUCGGAGCCCUAGAACCAGCGCGGAGCCCCACCAUGUCUACCACAGAAACCGAGGCGGAGCCCAACCUGACCUCCAAUGUGAUGCUGAACACGGAGAGCAGUGAGGGAUAUGUGGUGAAAGUGAGGGGGCUGCCCUGGUCCUGCUCCACUGAGGAGGUGCAGAGGUUUUUCUCUGACUGCAAAAUUCUAAACGGGGCUUUAGGUAUCCGUUUCAUCUACACAAGGGAGGGCAGACCAAGUGGAGAAGCAUUUGCUGAGCUUGAAUCAGAAGAGGAUGUGAAACUGGCACUGAAAAAGGACAGAGAAACAAUGGGACACAGAUAUGUUGAAGUUUUCAAGUCAAACAACGUUGAAAUGGAUUGGGUUCUGAAGCAUACUGGUCCCAACAGCCCUGAUACGGCUAAUGAUGGUUUUGUACGUCUUAGAGGACUCCCAUUUGGCUGUAGUAAAGAAGAAAUUGUACAGUUUUUUUCAGGGUUGGAAAUCGUGCCAAAUGGGAUAACAUUGCCGGUGGACUUCCAGGGGAGGAGUACGGGGGAGGCCUUCGUGCAGUUUGCUUCACAGGAAAUAGCUGAAAAGGCUCUAAAGAAACACAAGGAAAGAAUAGGGCACAGGUACAUUGAGAUCUUCAAGAGUAGCCGAGCAGAAGUGCGCACUCACUAUGACCCUCCACGCAAGCUGAUGGCAAUGCAGAGACCAGGUCCUUACGACAGACCUGGUCUGACGCGGGGAUAUAACAGUCUUGGUAGAGGAAGUGGCUUGGAAAGAAUGAGGCGUGGAGCUUACGGAGGAGGUUAUGGAGGUUACGAUGACUACAAUGGGUAUAACGAUGGCUAUGGUUUUGGUUCUGAUAGAUUUGGAAGAGACCUAGAAUGGACUCUCUUCUCUGCAGGAAUGUCGGACCACAGAUACGGGGACGGGACGUCCACCUUCCAGAGCACGACUGGCCACUGUGUCCACAUGAGAGGUCUGCCUUACAGAGCGACGGAGAACGACAUCUACAACUUCUUCUCACCUCUGAACCCCGUAAGAGUACACAUUGAAAUCGGACCAGAUGGCAGAGUGACUGGAGAGGCAGACGUCGAAUUCGCUACUCAUGAGGACGCGGUGGCCGCGAUGUCCAAAGACAAAGCAAAUAUGCAACACAGAUACGUAGAACUCUUCUUGAAUUCUACAGCAGGAGGAAGUGGUGGUGCCUAUGGCAGUCAAAUGAUGGGAGCAAUGGUCAAGGAAUCGGAAGGGGUAGUUCAAGAUUGGAACACUAGCACAUUGCCAGGAAGCCAAUCCAGUUACGGCGGCCCAGCUAACCAGCAGUUGAGUGGGGGUUACGGAGGCGGAUAUGGUGGCCAAAGCAGCAUGAGUGGAUACGACCCGGGAAGUCAGGGCGCCAUGAACAGCAGUUACUACAGCAGCGGGAACCGUGCGUCCAUGGGAGUGAAUGGCAUGGGUGGAAUGUCGAACAUGUCCAACAUGAGUGGCGGCUGGGGAAUGUAACCAAUUGCUGACUUUUGGUCAAAUCUUUUUUAAAAAACAAAAAAACAAAAAACUAAGUUUAACAGUUUUGCAAUACAAGCUUGUGAUUUAUGCUUUACUGUAAGUGAAAUCAGGAUUGUUAUUUUAAAACCUUUCAGGUUCAGUAUUUUUUGAACAUACAGAAAUGAACAUUCAUCUAGGAUGUAAUAACCAAGUUGAGCAAAGACUAUAACUGUUAAACAAUUUUGAGCGUUUCUCAAGUUAGUUUUGUUGUAGGAGUGUAUUUAAGCAGUAAGCGUAUUUAGGUUAAAGCUGUUUGACUUAUGUUAAAUGUUGCUCUUAUACCAUAUUACAUCCAACACUGUUUUGAAUACAUGUUGAAAAAAAACAUGCUUUUUUGUAAAGAAACAAUAUAGGAGCUGUGUCUGAAAUUCAAAGUGAACAUUUGGCAUGUUAGUUCUAGUUUAUUUCUUUUAAUAUCCUGUAAGGCACGUUAAAGCUUUUUUUUAAGUUAAUGGGGGAAACGUGUUGAGACGCAAUACGGCUACUUUAGGAUUUUGGUCUUGGUGUUCGUAUAAAAUUCUGAGGCCUUGAUUUAAUCUUUCAUUGUAUUGUGAUUUCCUUUUUAGGUGUAUUGCGCUAAGUGAAACUUGUUAAAUAAAUCUUCCUUUUAAAAACUGGAA